UGUAUUUUUGCUCAGUCUUCCGAGCAGCCCUGAACGCACCAUAGAUAAGCUGGGCGGAAGUUACGAGGGAGAAGAAAUGAGAGGAUUUUCACCUCAGAAAACUUUUUAAGGACUCAUUUCUCAAGAGUUUCGUCAACGUACAACAACAGAGCCGAGCCAUGACCAACAUUCAGAUCCGGAAGUAUCGGGAUGAAGACGCUGAAGCCGUGAAGGAGAUCUUCACGUUUGGAAUGAGCGAGCACGUCCCUUCGACCUUCACCCACAUGCUCAAGCAACCGCCCACCCAGAUGGUGCUCAUGUGCACAUUCUGCGCCCUCAUGGCCAGCUCCAAGUCCUUCCUGCUCCCCAUCCUGGCCAUCACCCUCCUCCUGGCCGGAGCCCGGCAGCUGGUUGUCCACACGUUCAACAAAUACAUCGAGACGUCCUGCAAGAGUGACCUCCACAACAUCAGCGAGACGUACCUGAAGCAGAAGGACUCGUGUUUCUGGGUGGCGGAGAGCGACGGUCGUGUGGUCGGCACGGUGUGUUGCGUCCCCAAUGAGACGGUGGCGGGUUGCUUGGAGCUGAAGCGCAUGUCGGUGCGUCGCAGUUACCGCGGGAUGGGCAUCGCCAAGGCUCUGUGUCGGACUGUAGCUGAUUUCACCCGUGACCGAGGCUACGCUGCCGUCAUCCUGUACACAUCUGUGGUGGCAACGGACGGUCAGAAACUGUACGAGCACAUGGGCUACAAGAUGAUAAGAGAGUUUGUUCUUCCAGAGGUUUGGGCCAAAAUAAUGAACUUCACUCUGUUAGAAUACAGACUUGAUUUACAGCAGGACAGAAAAAGAGACUAAAGGGAGCAUAAACACUGACAACACCCGCAUUAGGGGAAUUAUUUACUGCUGUUUUCCUCUGUUCUUCUGAAUGUAUUCUGUGGAGGCAGACUGCAGAACCUGCAGCUUUACAUUUUUCAUGACUGCUGUGCAGCUGGUUCCAUUUCAGCCAAACACAGAAACCAGAUCCCUUCUUUAUGAGAGUCAGGAAAGUCGUGGCCGAAGCAGCUUGCAGAUAUAUUUCUCAUUUAAAUUGGGAUAAAAGGUGCUUUAACUCAAAUGUCUGCAAGUGUAAAAUUGUGCAGCUAAGAUAUCUGACUUGAAAUGAAAAAACUAAGAAAAUAUUGAUAAAAUCCCCACACAAACUCAAAUGUGGUCUCACUAAUUUACCUAUUUAUUUCAAAUAAUUUUAAAAAUGUGUUUGUUUGACUUCGACCUGUCCAGGGUGUCCCCUGCCUUCCCCCGAGUCAGCUGGGAUAGACUCCAGCACCCCCUGCGACCCUAGUGAGGAUAAAGCGUGUAUAGAGAAUGGAUGGAUGUUUGUUUGACUUUUCUUUGAAUGUUUAUUUUUUGUUUUUUGGGUUGAAUAUUUACAUUUCUGCCAUGAAAAAUACUGACUGGAUUUCUUCUCUUAACUUGAAAAUGGAGAAACAUUACAUAAACAAAACAUUUUUACAAAACUGUGGAAAAAAUUGCAAAACGACUGGCAAUAUGUUCGCUCAAACUAAAAUAAAACAACUAUGGUUUAGCUGAA
Molecule: messenger RNA, 1566 nt
Organism: Acanthochromis polyacanthus (spiny chromis)
Lineage: Eukaryota; Metazoa; Chordata; Actinopteri; Pomacentridae
Product: probable N-acetyltransferase CML1
Exons: 2
Coding region: 159-833 (224 amino acids)
Molecular function (GO): N-acetyltransferase activity
Source: RefSeq, a predicted model, not a curated record